Punica granatum (pomegranate) is the source of this 1080-nucleotide messenger RNA. The record is from RefSeq and is a predicted model, not a curated record. Lineage: Eukaryota; Viridiplantae; Streptophyta; Magnoliopsida; Myrtales; Lythraceae.
UCAUUAUGUCUAUAUUGUCUAUAAUCGCCAUGAUCUGCCUCUCACAGGCAUCGCUUGUCUCGAGAACUUGCUUCUGGUCAUCUGAAAUGGCUGUACCUUCAAGAAGCUGAUGGGUGAACCGAAUCCCGUUCAAGUUAUUAUCUCUCAAUGGAAAGACAACGAUGGUGGUCAAAGGAUAUCCGGCUUCUUGCCUGCUGCGAUGGGUUACUUCUGAUUUGCUACGCGGAAGAAACUCAUUAUCAAUUGCUGAUCUGCAACCCAAUCACGGGAUCACACACAAGGCUGCCAAUAUUUCGACCAUCGAACAUUCAAGACUUUCGCCUCCGGAUUGCCACGAUACCCUAUGAGUGGGCCAUAGUUCGCAGUGCUUCCAUUGGACAGUACAAGGUCUUUGCUAUAGAGAAGUUGUGCCUGUCACAAAGGAAGUGCUACGUAUUCGAGCUGCCAAGAGGCAGAAGAAGGCCCUUCGAGCAUGACUGGAAGGAGCUCGAGGUGCCUCUGCCUAAGAGGUGGUUGAUCGAAGCGAGCACCACAGUAAGAGGGAAAGUUUGUUGGCUAUCAACAAAGCUGGACGGAGAGGAUUAUCAUCAGACGGUAAAACUACUGUCAAUCGACAUCUUGAAUGAGGAAUUCCGGACUACGGUUUCUGUAAGGACAUUGUGGCCACUGGGACAUUACUUUGCAUCGAGUGGGACAUUUUACUGCACGCAACAGUGGGAUGGUCAGCUGAGGCUGUGGAUCCUGGAUAACUUCGAUGACCCAACAUGGGUCGAGCAUAGGGGCAUCCACUCCCCUGAUCAUCCUGUGCCAUUGGAACAUGCUGUGGUGCUAGGGGGUGCUAAGUUGAUUAUGGGUUUCAAUUGCCUCACGUUUAUGUUCGACAUGAUCUCCAAGGAGUUUAAGCCGGUCGGGUUGGGUUCUGAUUGUUCAUUAAUUUCGAGCGCAAAGAAAGCCCUUCCUUUUGUCAGUAGUCUAGUGUCAUGUGGCUGACCAAUGAGUUUAGUGCAACUGUUACGUUCGUUUCACAUCAUACUUUUACGAUGCAAUAUCCACUGAUCGACUUAAUCUUCUUUCUGUCCA